This is a messenger RNA of Micropterus dolomieu (smallmouth bass), 2397 nucleotides long. It is a transcript of the gene styk1b, whose product is annotated as serine/threonine/tyrosine kinase 1b. Gene Ontology annotation, biological process: protein phosphorylation; cell surface receptor protein tyrosine kinase signaling pathway; positive regulation of kinase activity. Gene Ontology annotation, cellular component: signaling receptor complex. Lineage: Eukaryota; Metazoa; Chordata; Actinopteri; Centrarchiformes; Centrarchidae. The record is from RefSeq and is a predicted model, not a curated record. Gene Ontology annotation, molecular function: transmembrane receptor protein tyrosine kinase activity; ATP binding. The transcript is spliced from 10 exons. Bases 449 to 1807 code for a protein of 452 amino acids.
UAUGUAAACUUCAGACAGAAAAAGCUAAUUACAGAAUGUGGUAGAGCAAACUGAGAGAGGCAGGGCAUGACUGUGGAUUACCAUAAACCUGAAAUCUGUUUGAUGCAUCACUUCCUGACUUGAGAAGGAGAGAGACAGAAAAGAGGAAGGAGAAAGAGGUUAAUAGGAGAGAAGAGGGAUACGGUGUAGGUGAGGAGGGUGGAGUUAAGAAACCACAGAAGGUGGACAAGACAAACAGAGAGCAGCGCACAGAUCCCUUGAGCUUGGCAAACUGCCCGAGUAAAACAAGACAAUGAAGACCUGAAAAGCAAAGCUGAACCCGGACUCCACAUUCAGCUGGGAGGAUGUAAGAAAAGGACCUGACUGUGAGAAGGAGAGAAACAUGAGCCUGAAAUAACUGCAUCGAACAUUUUCUUUGGCAUAUAACACACAACUGAAGGAGCUGAGGAUGACUUCAUUAUCAGAAGCAGACUUCCAGUGCAAAAAUGGAGAUACUAUCUGUGCCAUCCGAGUGUAUGAGCAGGAGGUGAUCAUUGUGCCCAUAUUCCUGCUGGCUGGCUUCCUGAUCACUCUGGUCUUCAUUUUACUGAUGCGCUUUUGUCCGGAGAAAGUUCAUCGCAUCCGUCCACAGGCCUCGAAGUCAGCCACCAGGAGAAUACUGCAUGGCAUUGAUGCUCCACCAGGUAUCAAUGUCCUGGAGCAUGAAAGCAUCGCUCUGGACAUGCCCACUUCCUACUCCACCUUCCAACCCCCAAACUCUAACUACCCCUCCAAAAACCUGUCCAUGUCUGUGGUCACACCUUCUUUCCCACACAGCCCCCCACCACAGCCCUUCAAGCCCAAUUUCAUCCCCGUUGUCCAGCCCAGAGAGUUGCCCCGUCAGAGGCUGCCCGAGUCCUUCAACCUGGUCACCCCUCUGCCUGUUGCCUUCUCCCUGCGCACCGACUCUUCUGUGUCCCUCUGCAGGGCUCGAAUGGAAAACAGGAAUGUGGUGCUGCGAGUCCUAAAUGACUCUGCUGAUGCCACAGAAAGGCACAACUUCCUGGGCUUUGCAUCCUUCUUGUCCCAGCUGGGACCACAUCCCUUCCUGCCAGAGCUUCUUGGUGUUGUCUCACUCCGGGCUCCCCUGGUUACAGUUGUGGAAGAACUGGAGAAUAGAGAUCUGCUCAGCUUCCUGUGGCGUUGCAGACAGGAACAAGUGGAUAAUCCAUGUGAGAUGACUGAGAGACGAAUAUUUACCAUGGCCAAACAGGUGGCCUCAGCUCUGGAGUUCCUUCAUAGCAAAGAUAUUCUCCACGGAAACAUCCGUGCCCACAGCGUACUAGUCACCAAGGAGUUCACAGCCAAGCUUUGGGGCCUGCAUGGGGUCUACACAAGGAAGAACCAGGAAGCCACUCAGAGAGAUGAUCCCAGCAUGAAGAAAUGGCAGGCACCAGAGCUGUUAGCCAAAAGACCUGCUGGUCAGAGCAGCGACAUCUGGUCAUUCGGCAUCUUACUAUAUGAAAUGGCAACACUGGGUGAAGCUCCUUUUGCAGAAAUCCCAGUUAAUGAGCUACUGCAGUUUCAUCAACGAGGGAAAAGUCUGAAAAAACCUUCCAACUGUUCCAACACGCUAUACUCCGUCAUGAAGAGUUGUUGCCAGUGGAAGGAUCAAGAUCGACCCUCUCUGGCUGAGGUAAGCCGCAAGCUCCUGUCAGGAGAGAAAAGUGCCUCCGACAAAGUCCUCAAGGUGUCGGGGACAGUAAACAUCGAGCAGUACCUGCAGGAAGCAGGAUACGGGGAAGCAAAUAGCUACACUGUUUUUUGAUCACUCCCUGUGCAAGCAAAAAUACAUUGCACUAUUCUCCCCAAUGUUGCACUUCUACACAACACUAUCUUUCAGGUGCAAUAAAAGUGUUCCAAACUGUUUGAGUGCUGUGGGCACUGAAAUUGUUCCUUUAUUUGUUACGUAUUCUUCUACUUGAGGUCUACACAAUGUAAAUGAGAAACAAUGUGCCAAAUAAUCUCAUUCAUGUGCAUCUUUGUCCAUCUAGGGAAUGCCUAAAUGUUUGAGGUUCAGUUAGGGAAAUAUAACAUGAUUAACAUAUGAUAAUUUUUUUUUGUAGUAGUACACUUUAAUAUAUGUAAACUUGACCAAUGUACAGCCACUGCAUCCUAAACUUGUAUAUUAUGAUUUAUGCAUCUUGUUUACAACCUAAAGCCAAUGUAUAUUAACAGAUGUAAUAUGUUAUUACAUUUUUAUAUGGUUUCAUAUUUGGCAGGGUUAAGGAAAUGAAGGACAUAAAUUUAAUUAUGCUGUUAUUACACUCACUGUCUUCUCUAUGAGCUCAGUUCAUGUGGACAUUUCCAAACAAGAAAUUAUCUCAAACUGUUUAUUGUUAAAUGUGAAUAAAAAUA